Molecule: messenger RNA, 768 nt
Organism: Plasmodium vivax (malaria parasite P. vivax)
Lineage: Eukaryota; Apicomplexa; Aconoidasida; Haemosporida; Plasmodiidae
Exons: 2
Coding region: 1-768 (255 amino acids)
Source: RefSeq, a predicted model, not a curated record
AUGCACCCCCGCGACGGAAUCACCCCCAUCGAAAUCGAGAAGAUGCGAAACGACUUCGUCAGAUGCAUCAUCAAAGAUGAGGAGUACAAAAAAAAAGACGAGAAAAAAAAAGAAAUCGUAAAGUACUGCAAAAGCUACAAAGAUUUCUGCAACAUCGUAAGCUCAGUAAAUAUGAAACCCGUUAGGACAUACGAGCAGAAGGUCUCCUAUGAGGACUACGUCAACUUGAACGUUUCCUCUUCGCAGUCUCAAAUGGAAGCGCUUAAAAGGAGAAACAGACGGAGCCAAAAAUUUCACCUCACCAAUUUGUUUCAGAUUAAUAGCCCCGUGGAAUUGCCCUCUCCGCAGGAGGUCCAAGAGAGGAAGUCCGAACAGGAGAUAAAGCAAUUUUUAAACCUGUUGCGGGACAACCAAAAGGAUUACGCCAAUUUUAUAAAACGCAACUAUACGUCUGAUGAGCUGACCGACGUGCUUAGCCUUAUAGGCAGAAAAUGGGACGACCUCUUUGAGCCCACUGCUGCGGAUUCCCCCGUGAUGGAAAACGCUCAGCAGAAAUUCCGCAACUUGGCCGACUUCCUCAUUCAUCUGGCGAACCACUGGGAGAGGCAGAACCUCUCCGCGUACUUCACGCAGGAUGAGCUGAACCGAAUAAACUUAAACCUCCAGGAUGUGAUUGGCAAGAUGGAAAGGGCGGCUUCUACGUAUGAUGACGGUGGCAAUGGCGAAGCAAGCAGAGUGAUACGUCAACUUAAGGGGAUUCACCUUUAG